AAUUACUUUUCCAUUAUAUUCUAUUUUUCUUUUAGAUGCACCUGCAUAGUGGCAAUGAAAUCUACAACCAAGAUAUUUAAAAUUUCAAUUUGAUACAUGUUGGUGGUACAAUGGCACAGUGGGUAGCGUUGCCGGCUCACAACUCUAGAGUCCCAAGUUGUGAGCCCAGGUUACUGUUUCAGUGCAUGUUCUUGUGUCCUCCCACCUCCCAAAAACAUGCUGCUGGGUGGGCUUACUUCUCUAAACUGCCCCUAGGUGUGAAAGAGUCUGUGAAUGUGUGUACCCUUAACCAUGUGUCCUCACCUCAUGUGUUCCUGGGGUACAUUACAGAUCCGCCAUGACCCUUGCCAUGACACGGAUCUUACUGUAGAUCUAUUUUGAAUGUUUCAGAAGCAGUUAUCCUGAAUUAGAUUCCUUAACUGACUUUCCUCAACUAAAAAUGAAUCUCUUCCCUAUAGGGUGCAUCAUCUUCCUUUCCUAGUUAAUUUUAUUCAUACCACAUUGCACAUUCUCAGGAUUGUUUCCAUGGUAACCUGGAGGACAAGAGAGGAGUUGAAAAUAUAUCUGCAUUGCAAUAUCUCUAUUUCCAGACUUUUCAUAACUGGAAAACUUUCUUUGACACGGAACAAUGCUUUUCCCAUACUGAGGAUAAAAGUGUGGGGGAGUGGCAGUGCUUGCUGUCAGACUCAAAAGUUUUUUGUAUCCUGGUUUUUCAAAUGGAUCACUCAAUGUGCUUAGUUUUGCAUUCCAUCUCAUUUUUCCGAGGCAUCGCAUUAUCCUUCUGCCUGAGUUUUCAAUUGACACAGACUGGGUGGAAGCGGCCUGCAUCCAGCCUUGUUCCAUCCAAAAUCCCCUUGGCAUGAGUCUCCACUGGUGCUCCAGCCAAUUUACAAGAGGCUUUGGUCAAAACCAUUCGAACAAAGUCUGUGGAAUAUCUUUCAAUAGGUGUUUGUAGAUGGGCAUCAGUGAUAUUCAAAGCCCUGAAAGUAAUCUAUGGUUCUGUUUAUGAUUGAUCCAUGGGAGGGUUUAGAAGCUUUGCAUCAGUGCAAGUUAGGGCAGAGGAGCAAGAAGCCACCCAAAUACUUACUCUCAUCAUUGGAUAAAGACCAGUCUGUGGGUGUGUAGCUGGCAGGUAUCUGAAAAUCCAACCAUAAAUAUGAGCUGUGGUAAGGGGCAAGAGCUGUAUAUCCAUAGACGUAACUGUCAACCAAGACCACUGAGAUAAGAUAAUGGACAUGCUAAUUCAGAGCCCUUGGUUUCGCCUGUCCCUUUUCCCCAGAUUCUUCCCACUGCGGAUCUUUGACCAGCACUUUUGGGAUCAGUGGGACAGUGAAUUUUUUGCACCUUUCCACUCCCUGUUUUACUACCAACCUUAUAUCAGCUGUCAUCGAAGUUGGUGGGACACUGGCAUGUCAGAGGUAAAAAAAGGUAAAGACCACUUUGUAAUUAACUUGGAUGUGAAGCACUUCAACCCUGAAGAGCUGUCAGUCAAGAUCAGUGAUGAGUAUGUAAAUAUUUGUGGAAAACAUAAGGAGCGAGAGGACGAGCAAGGAUAUGUGGCAAGGGAGUUUUUCAGGAAGUAUAAGGUGCCAGCAGGAGUCGAUUCAAAGACCUUCACCUCCUGUCUGACAUCUGAUGGUGUACUGAGUAUCUGUGCUCCCCAGAACCUGCAGGAUCUUGCUGUGUGCAGCAUUCCCAUUACCUGUGAGGAGAAGGUUUCUGCACCAAAGUAAACCCCUGUCCAGAGGCUUGGAUCUCGUCUCAUUUACAUACUGCUUCUCUUACUGUUCAUCGUUCUAAUGGUUCACUUCUUCUGAAGCUACAGCCUAUACAAACAUACAUACACAUUUCAAAUAGAACUGACCUUAGCUUUCACUGGAAGAUAUUUAAUCCCCAAAUGCAAUUUAAUUGAAACCAUGUCGCUUUACAAUUCAAAUAAACAAUUCAGUGAAAAUAUGAAAGGCAAAAAAAAUCUUAGAGUGGUGAUUGCCAGAGUGCUUUGGACCCAACAUGUGGAAAUUACUGUAGUGUUCAAAGUAGUAUAGAGGCUUUGUAGAUUUGUAUGUCAGUCAAUUACAGUGUUUAAUGGCACUGCAGCACGAGCAACACUAUGCUCUUUAACUAAAUCAGUUCAAGUAAGGUCAGUUCUUGUACAAGCUAAAGGCAUAACUCUCAAAAACAAACGAGCUCUUUCAUGGGCUUUAUGGGUUUGGACUGCAAGCUGGUAAUCAGUGAUUCAUAUUUGUCUCUGCUGCCAUGCAUUGUAACCUUUAUGCUUUCUUUUCCACCAAAUGUCACAUAUUAAAACUAACUGGUAAUAGUAACAGUGUCAGUAGCUAACCAUAGCAUGUCUGUUAUUAAAAUAACAGGGAUCUGAAAAUGGCUGUGUUUGCUUGAAUGAUACUCUUGCAGACAUUUAAAUUUUCUUCCAUGCUUCCCUUACAUUAGCACAAUACUUGAGCCAAUGUUUUCAUUUCAAUAGUUUAUUCAUAUCACAUUACAUAAGCUAUAAUGUAUUCUAUAAUAUUUAACAAAAAUAAUUAAAUAAAUGGUUGUAGAUGACUGCACAGUGUAGCUGUUUGGCAUUCAAGCUCUAAUUAAUGCUCUAAUUAAUGAUUUUAUUCCCCUAAAAUAUUCUUCUCUGCUUUACUACUUUGUAUGCAAAAGGGAAAGUGUAUUUUUCAAAAUAUUAGCUACA
This is a messenger RNA of Ictalurus furcatus (blue catfish), 2698 nucleotides long. Its product is annotated as alpha-crystallin B chain-like. Lineage: Eukaryota; Metazoa; Chordata; Actinopteri; Siluriformes; Ictaluridae. Gene Ontology annotation, molecular function: protein folding chaperone; structural constituent of eye lens. The record is from RefSeq and is a predicted model, not a curated record. The transcript is spliced from 3 exons. Gene Ontology annotation, biological process: protein refolding; response to heat. The coding region runs from base 1230 to 1733 and encodes 167 amino acids.